Molecule: messenger RNA, 1708 nt
Organism: Cotesia glomerata
Lineage: Eukaryota; Metazoa; Arthropoda; Insecta; Hymenoptera; Braconidae
Product: XK-related protein 6
Exons: 5
Coding region: 128-1459 (443 amino acids)
Biological process (GO): phosphatidylserine exposure on apoptotic cell surface; apoptotic process involved in development; engulfment of apoptotic cell
Cellular component (GO): plasma membrane
Source: RefSeq, a predicted model, not a curated record
UUUACUCAUAGUCAUUAAUCAUAAACAAUGUGCAAUUUAUGAUUUUUUCGUUAUUAAAGAAGAAAAAUAUUUACCCAAAAAUAGAAACUUUCCGUAAAAUUAGUUGAUAAAACUACCUAAAAUAUAAAUGGAAUUGAAUCAUCUGGAUAAAGAGUCAAACAUGAGAAAAAUAAGCAGAAAGUCUCAAGAACCAGAUCCUAAUGACAACAGUGAGCUGGACGGCGUUUUUCCUAUCCCUAAUUUCAGCACUGACGUUGCAGAUCUACCAGAGAGCAAGGCUCUGGUUACUCGUCUUGACAUCUUCUGGAUAAUUUUCUCAAUAAUUACCCACCUGGUAGACCUGGUAACCGACUUGAAUUUAUCAUUCAGAUAUUACAUCAAAGGACAACUCAUGUACUUUUUCAUCACUACAGCAUUUUUGUUUAUUCCUUCUUUUAUUAAUAUCAUCGUCAGUAUCAGGAUGUAUGAACAAGAUUCAGAGAUGAAAGCUGAAGGGAUAAAAAAGCAAACUCUAGCAAGACGGAUCCUCAAACUAAAAUUAUGCUGUCCAUUUAUUCUAGUAUUCCAACUAGCGCCAGUUCUCCGGUACCUAGACUGUCUGAAAUAUGCUUGCCAAUCAUAUCAGUGCCGGAAAGACAACGAUAAUUACGGACAAAGAAAGUAUUAUAUAAAAAUGUUGAAAGAAGAACAGGACAUAUCUUUACUGCGAGUGUUUGAGUGCUUUUUAGAAGCUGCUCCUCAUCUGGUUUUACAGUUGACGCUUAUUAUUUAUACUUAUGAUGGAAUUAUUGCUGUUGAUUCAAUAUUCUUUCACCAAUUAAUCAGUAUUUUGAGCUCUCUCGGUAGCAUGGGCUGGGCAAUGUCUAGCUACCACAGAAUAAUUCGCUUAGCACAAGGUGAUAAAGAAAAUAUCAAUUGCAUUGGAAAUAUCAUUCAAUUCUUCUGGCAUUUUUUCAUCACUGUAUCAAGAAUAAUAUCAAUAAGUGCAGCAGCAGCAAUAUUUGCAGUUUACACAACAAUAUUUUGCUUCAUCCACUGGUUCGUAAUGACACUCUGGAUUUUAAGCAGACCAACUGGAGUGAUACAAUUCUGUCGUGACCAGAGCAAAGGUCCUGACGCUCCAUUGACAAUCUAUGAGCGCAUCGGAUAUUACCUGUUUUCAGCGAUUCUCGGCGUGGUUUACGUCUUUACGUACCUAAAGCCAGCCGAGGGAUCAACUUUCUACAGGCACAUUUUUUAUUACAGCAUCUGCGGAAUCGAAAACGCGGCAGCUUGUAUUGUCUGGGCAAUUGCUGAUUACAAUACUGUCCUGUUUUUACAAUACUAUAUACUCGUUAUUUGCUUGUGCAUUGUGCCAUUUAUUCUUGGAAUUCUUUGUAUGAUAGUUUAUUACAAAUUUUUCCAUCCGACUUUGUCUAAAACCUCACAAGUACCUCACACAGACUCAGUCAAUAUUUAAAUAUACUUAUAUUUUUAUAAUCAGUGAUGAUUAUUAUUAAUACUGCCACCAGUUUAUACACACUCAUGCAUUUAUAUUUAUGAUACUGAUAUAAUAUAAUAGUUAAAUAUUUUUAUACUUUUUUAAGUAAAGUAAUUAAUAUUUAUUACCAGUUCUUACUCAGAUUUUUAUACAAGUUCAAGUCCAUGACAGUACUUUGAAUUUCAAAACAGCCAACAAAUUUCAGAUGUUACUAACAUGUUAAAUUUA